Molecule: messenger RNA, 2203 nt
Organism: Lates calcarifer (barramundi perch)
Lineage: Eukaryota; Metazoa; Chordata; Actinopteri; Centropomidae
Product: prohibitin-2
Exons: 10
Coding region: 139-1047 (302 amino acids)
Biological process (GO): mitochondrion organization
Cellular component (GO): membrane; mitochondrion
Source: RefSeq, a predicted model, not a curated record
AUUUCUUCUCAUCUAAUAACUCCUGGCACAACAAUCCUACAUUUCCCAUGUUACCCCGCGCUCACACGGAAGUACGUCAUCACCCGUGACCUUGGCCCUCUUCUUCACUUGGUUUCCUAACAGGCGGAGAGGACGAACAUGGCGAAUAAAGAUCCCGGUGGUUUUCUGCAGCAGCUGCGGCAGAUAGCAGGCAGGAUGUCGUCAGGACCGCGGGGCACAGGAAUCGGAGUCAAACUGCUGAUCGGUGCCGGAGCUCUGGCUUAUGGAGUCAAGGAAGCCACAUACACAGUUGAAGGAGGUCAGAGAGCGAUCGUCUUCAACAGGAUCGGGGGGAUGCAGAUGGACACGGUGCUCGCCGAGGGACUCCACUUCAGGAUUCCCUGGUUCCAGUAUCCCAUCAUCUACGACAUCAGAGCCAGACCCAGGAAGAUCUCCUCCCUCACUGGAAGCAAAGACCUUCAGAUGGUGAACGUCACGCUCAGAGUUCUGUCCCGGCCGCUGGCGUCCAACCUGCCCUUCCUCUACCAGCACCUGGGACAAGACUACGACGAGCGCGUCCUGCCCUCCAUCGUCAACGAGGUGCUGAAGAGCGUGGUGGCCAAGUUCAACGCCUCGCAGCUCAUCACACAGAGAGCGCAGGUGUCUCUGCUGAUCCGCAGGGAGCUGUUUGAGCGGGCCAAAGACUUUAACAUCAUCCUGGAUGACGUGGCCAUCACUGAGCUCAGCUUCAGCAGAGAGUACACGGCCGCUGUGGAGGCCAAACAAGUCGCCCAGCAGGAGGCGCAGAGAGCCCAGUUUUAUGUAGAGAAGGCCAAACAGGACCAAAGACAGAAGAUCAUCCAGGCUGAGGGAGAAGCUCAGGCUGCGAAGAUGCUGGGCGAGGCUGUGACCAAGAACCCAGGCUACCUGAAACUCAGGAAGAUCCGGGCGGCGCAGAACAUCGCCAAGACGGUGGCGCAGUCCCAAAACAAAGUGUACCUGAGCGCUGACAGCCUGGUGCUCAACCUGCAGGACAGCGACAACUUCAAUUUGUUGUUGUCAAAGUAAGACGUCUCCUCCUGGUCGCUCUGUCGUCAUUCCUCCGGUCCCACUCCUUCAGAGAGAUCAUCCCUCCGCUCUGCGUCUCUCACCUCUCGGCCGUCGUUGACGUCAUCAGGUUUUCAGUCUGAUCCAGGUUUAUCGGUGAGGCUGACUCGAGCUGCUUGAAAUGUAGGAGCAGCAGAUCACUGUGCUUUUAUUCUGAAAGGUUCCUGUGGUGCUGGUGAAAGGCCGACUCCUCAGUUUGGUUCUCUUCCUGUUCUCUCGUCGACUGGACGUUUACAGGCUGUUUGAUUUGUUUACACUGAGAAGUUUUAUUUCUGCACUCACAGAUUCAUUCAUGACAUGAAGAGCAGAACCUAUUUAGUGAAAGGUUUAUGACAGAAAGGACCAGGAUGAAAUAAUCAGACUUUAACCAGCACCAGAGGAAUCUUUUUAAAGGCCCAGUUCUCCAAAAUCACAAAAACUGAACCAUAACAUCACAGGUAUGUCACAGCGGAGUGUUAGAACCACCGCUGAGAGUAAAGCUGAAUAUUUACGAGGAAGAAGUCUGACGUUUUAAGAAUGAACUCCUCGUGUUCCUGCUCCUAACACAACACCAUGUCUUUAUUCUUGGGAAAGUUGGACUUGUUUCCUGGAGAUCUCAGAUGUUUCUCUCCACCAUCACUGGUCCUCACACUAAAGAACAUUAUGUACCCAUGAAGAGCAGUUAAUUAAAGACCUGCUUCAGCUGUAGCAGUCCUUUGACUCUGAUCCGAUCAGAAACCGUCUGCAUGGAUAGACGCCGUCAGUCACAAGUGAGAAAUGUUUUUGUGAUCUGGGUGAACUGACUGAAGAACAGACUGAACCUGGACUCGAUCGUGUCCGUGUGACGACGCUGCGACUUGUCAUUCUUUUUCCUCCUGAGGACGACUCGACGGACUCGCUCACAAACGAGUCACCGAGCUUUUUGACAGCGUGCCUUCUGACUCGGCAGUUUGUGGAAAAGCAGCAACAACUGAUCUGGACUUUGUCACUGCCUCUGCAGCUGCCCCAAAAAAAGAAGAAAAGAAAUGACAUUUAAUCUCCUCUGCAGAGGUGAAGAUCGACGACCGGAGACACACUCUCACUUCACACUUUCAACGUUUGUCGUCAGUUUUUUGUCAAUAAAGAAAAAAGAAAAUGG